CUAAAGAAACUGAAACUUUUUUUGUUUAAAAAAACCCCAAACUUCAAAAUGGCUUUGUGAAUUAUAAUGAUGUAGCUGUCUUGUCCAAGAAGGUUGAAACAAACAAUAGAUGCUAUGCCCAGGACUAGUGUCUUCUGCAGUGUGACUUUUCAUUCAAACUCAUGUGUGCACUAGCUACUGUUAUCUUGGCAAUAUAUCUCAGUGUCAAGUUUUGUUUCCUUUUGCAGAAAAAAAACCACUGCCCAAUAUUAGUAAGUUAUUACUAAAAUCUGAAUGUCAAAUGUGCGCAGCCUAGGUGAAGAAACUAGGAAAUCUAAGUUGAACCAGAACCUUGUUGUGAAUUCAGAACUCCACUAAGUGGAUUUUAUGUUAUGGCAGCAGCUUACAGACUUGUGGUUAGCACUGUGAACUAUUACAACAGUGUUGUCAUAGAUCAGCGCUUUCAGCAGGCUAUACAUUAUUGCACUGGAACUUGCCAGACCUUCAGACAUGGAGUUGACUGUAUUGUGGUACAUCAUAGUGUUUGUGCAGAGCUCCUGCAUAUCCCAGUCUCUGGUGUCAAAAAUGCAGCACAUGCUCCUAUAUUUCCUGAUGAAAAUGUUCUUUCCUUGGCUGAGAGCGAAGAAAACCAUCAAAUCCUCCCUGGUAUACCUAAGGUCAAGAAAGUAUCUGUGGUGCAAAGCACUUACAACCUGAAAGACAUUGCAGGAGAAGCAAUCAAUUUUGCCAGUGGAAAAAUUAAGGAAUUUUCCCUUGAAAAACUCAAGAACUCUAGCCAUGUGACUUACAGAAAGGGAAGAAAAGUUAAGAGUGACUCAUUUAAUAGGCGGUCAGUUGAUUUUGACCUGAUCUUUGGUCAUUAUGGCAGUGAUGGAAACUAUCCAUCCUUUGGUUUACUCCGGAGUUCCUCACUUGAGGAAAAACCUAUGCCCCAUAGUAAUUCACUUGAAACAAACAUGGCUUCAUUGUUUCUCCAAAAUUUGUCUGAAGAGAAUCUGAUUACCCAGAUAUUGGAAAAACAUAAGUUGGAUAGCCCUUCUUCUGGGACAGAUAUAAAGAUGUGCUUGGAUAUCUUGCUCAAGUGCUCUGAGGACUUGAAAAAAUGCACUGACAUCAUAAAGCAAUGCAUAAAGAAGAAAUCAGGGAGCAAUAUCAGUGAUGGAAGUGGUCAUGAUUCAUUUUCAAGCUCUGAAACUAUCUAUAUGAAUGUAAUGGCCAGGUUGGCUUCCUAUCUAAAGAAGAUACCAUUUGAAUUCUUGCAUCCUGGACAUACUGAGAAUACAGACUUGACAGAAUUUAUUAGUAAUUUGCCAAACUUACAUCCAGCCCCCUUCUCCCCAAUAUUUGGCACUGAACAGCCCCCUAAAUAUGAGGAUGUUGUCCAGUUAGCACCAGAUACAGGGCAGUUCCAUUCAGUUGAAUUUCAAGAAAACAAACAUGAUGGUAUUAAAACUGGAACAAUUAAGUCUCUUCAGACUAACCACACAAAUUCAAAUUCCUUACAAAGUUUAGAGCUAAAUGACCCCAGAACUGUGGAAGCUAUCCAACUUAAACCACAGACUUUAACUAUGAAUCCUCUAGAAGGUGUUUCUUCUACUGACUUUAUGGAAACUCUUUAUAUUGAGGAAGAGUCAGAUGGGAGAAAAGUGUUUGAUAAGGAAAAAAGAACUGAGAACAGCUUUAAUCAGGAAUCUUUAGAAAUCAACGAAGCUAAAUCAGAAUUUAUAGACCAUAAUAACAGUCUUGAAAAAUCUCCUACCUUAGUACAAGCUGAAAAUCUUGGCAAGGUCUUUGAAAAAACAGCAUUUGCUUUAUCAAAGGAGGACCCUACACCCAAAGUCACUGAAGUUGAAGAGAGAGACCACAUAGGUAUUAUGAAACCUAGUAAUCAGGAAGAGAUAGACAAGUUAUUAUUGGACUUGGAGUGUUUCUCACAGAGAAUGGAGAACACACUGGGGGAGCCUCUUGCCAAGAGUUGUGACACUAAAUCUUUAAACAACUGUAAUCCUUUGGUGGGGCAGACAACUUUGGAUCUUGAGCCCAAAUCUGAUGACUCUUCACCCUUAGAAAAAUCUCCUUCUUCUUGUUUGACAAGAAUUAUUGAAACUAAUGGACAUAAAAUAGAGGAAGAGGAUCGUGCUCUCUUGUUGCGUAUCCUAGAAAGCAUUGAAGACUUUGCUCAAGAACUAGUUGAAUGCAAAUCAAGCAGAGGAAGCUUAUCACAAGAAAAGGAAAUGAUGCAAAUUUUGCAGGAAACUUUGACAACUUCCUCCCAGACUCGAUCAUCAGUAUGUCAAAGUCAUACAAGUGAUAAAACCAAAGAUAGUACUGCAGUGGUUUUGAUUCAGCAGAGCCCCGAGGUAAUUAAGGUUCAGAAUAAGCAAGAAAAGAAACUUGGAACACCACCUGUACCUGCAGCAAGUGCUGGAAGCAGCCCCCGCCCUCUCUCUCCUCUUCUUCAUGUGAAUAAUGUUGCUAUCAAUGUGCCAUUAUCCAUAAACAUUCCACAAUUCUACUUCCCUAAAGGACUUCCAGAUGCAUGUGCAAACCAUGAACAGACCAUAAACAAAAUUGAAAUGGCCUUCAUGGUUGAAGAUCAGAAAGCAGAUAUUUACGAAAUGGGGAAAAUUGCAAAGGCAUGUGGCUGCCCAUUCUAUUGGAAAGCCCCCAUGUUCAAUGCUGCAGGAGGCGAAAGGACGGGAUUUGUAUCUGUACAUUCGUUCAUAGCCAUGUGGCGAAAGUUGCUGUAUAACUGCCAUGAUGAUGCAUCCAAGUUUGUCUAUCUUUUAGCAAAGCCCAACUGCAAUUGUCUAGAACAAGAGGAUUUUAUUCCUUUACUUCAGGAUGUAGUGGAUACCCACCCUGGCCUCACGUUCCUUAAGGAUGCUCCAGAAUUCCAUUCCCGCUAUAUCACUACGGUUAUUCAGAGAAUAUUCUACACAGUCAACAGAUCCUGGAAUGGCAAAAUCACUUUGACGGAACUAAGGAAAAGCAACUUUUUGCAAACGUUAGCCCUUUUGGAAGAAGAAGAAGACAUAAAUCAAAUCACAGAUUACUUCUCCUAUGAACACUUCUAUGUCAUUUACUGUAAAUUCUGGGAACUAGACAGUGAUCAUGACCUCUAUAUCAACCAAACUGAUCUAUCCAGGUACAAUGACCAGGCAUCAUCAAAUAGGAUUAUUGAAAGAAUAUUUUCUGGAGCAGUGACAAGGGGGAAUGUUGUGCAAAAAGAGGGAAGAAUGAGCUAUGCAGAUUUUGUAUGGUUUCUGAUCUCUGAAGAAGACAAAAGAAAUCUGACAAGCAUUGAAUAUUGGUUCCGCUGUAUGGAUUUGGAUGGCGAUGGUGUGCUCUCCAUGUAUGAACUUGAACAUUUCUAUGAAGAACAGUGUGAAAGAAUGGAAGCCAUGGGUAUUGAACCAUUGCCAUUCCAUGACUUGCUCUGCCAGAUGCUUGACCUGGUGAAGCCAGAACUUGAUGGCAAAAUAACUCUCAGAGACCUGAAGAGAUGCAGAAUGGCUCAUAUUUUUUAUGACACCUUCUUUAAUCUGGAGAAAUACCUGGACCAUGAACAGAGAGAUCCCUUUGCAGUGCAAAAGGAUGUUGAGAAUGAUAGCCCUGAACCUUCUGAUUGGGACAGAUAUGCUGCUGAGGAAUAUGAAAUUCUUGUUGCAGAGGAAUCUGCUAAUGAGCAGUUACAAGAAGGCUCAUUUGAAGAAUAUGAAGCAGAUGAACCUGUUCCUCCCUCUGAACUUGGAAACAAAGGGGACAAAAUAGUCAUCUCAAGCCUUUCGGAGAAAUGUGGAAAGCUUCACUCAGUAGAUGAAGAGUAGCUGCCAAUCUCAGUGAAGCCAGCACACAUGUAUCUUAAAGUUUAUUUCCUCAUGGAAAGGAUAUUUUGUAUACUGCCACUUAAAAUCUUUCAUGUCUGUAAAUGUACAAUUGCACUGGAUUAACUUUAAAUGGUUUUGUGCAAUAGGUCUGAAUGCACAUUCUAACUUGGGGCUUUCCAAUUUUCUUCACAGCUAUCAAUUUUCCUUAAUGCUAUAUAUAAAAUCCAUGGAAAAAUGAAUAGAAUUUUUACAUCACCACUAAAAAGAUGUAAAUCAGUUGCUUACCCUUUAAUAUAUUAGGGCUGUUCUACACAAAAAUAUUAGGCAAACAUCUCAUAGCUUCACUGUGUCCCUCCAAACAUAAAAACACAUGUAUGGUUCAUUCACACACACAAAAACAUUAUCAAGUCAUGAAACUAAGGCAUGAAAAUUAAGCCUGGGUGAAGUGACUCAAAUCUACUUGUCCCCUGGGUGUAAAUGUGUUUAAAUAUUUCAAAGGGAUUUUUUUUUAGUUAUGAACAUGGACUACACAGUACAAAGAUCAACUUUGCCAUUUUAGUUUUACAAUUAAUAAGCCAAAAGGCUAAAGUUAUUUCAUCCUCAAGUGUUAUGAACUAACAGUUAUAACUCUUCUUUCAAGCUAGGUAAAUUUCUUUCCUCCAGGGUCAUCUGACUGAAUUAAAAGGAAGAAGUAAAAAUCAUGAUAGCACCUAUAAUUUCCAAAAAGGAAAAAUUAAGAUGUGAACAAGCUGGGGCAGCUAGAUGGCACACUGGAUAGACCUGUGGCUUUGGAGUCAGGAGGACCCGAGUUCAAAUCAAGCCUGACACCUGACACUUAACUGGGCAAGUCACUUAAUCUCGAUCACCUCACCAAAGAGCCAGAAACAGAAAAGAUAUAUAGGGGCAGCUAGGCGGCACAGUGGAUAGAGCACCGGCCCUGAAGUCAGGAAGACCUGAGUUCAAAUCCGA
Messenger RNA from Phascolarctos cinereus (koala), 4799 nucleotides. RefSeq names its product protein phosphatase 2 regulatory subunit B''alpha (gene PPP2R3A). Lineage: Eukaryota; Metazoa; Chordata; Mammalia; Diprotodontia; Phascolarctidae. Gene Ontology annotation, biological process: protein dephosphorylation. Gene Ontology annotation, molecular function: calcium ion binding; protein phosphatase regulator activity. The record is from RefSeq and is a predicted model, not a curated record. Gene Ontology annotation, cellular component: protein phosphatase type 2A complex.